Molossus molossus (Pallas's mastiff bat) is the source of this 3260-nucleotide messenger RNA. RefSeq names its product acetylserotonin O-methyltransferase like (gene ASMTL). The transcript has 13 exons. NCBI's taxonomy places the organism in Eukaryota, Metazoa, Chordata, Mammalia, Chiroptera, Molossidae. Bases 16 to 1842 code for a protein of 608 amino acids. Gene Ontology annotation, molecular function: nucleoside triphosphate diphosphatase activity; O-methyltransferase activity. The record is from RefSeq and is a predicted model, not a curated record.
GCGGGCACCGGCGCGAUGGCGCUGUACCCGGUGGUCCGGAAGCUGCUGCAAAAGCGCGUGGUGUUGGCCAGCGCGUCCCCGCGGCGCCAGGAGAUCCUCAGCAACGCGGGUCUCAGGUUCGAGGUGGUUCCUUCCAGGUUUAAAGAGCAGCUCAAUAAAGCCUCCUUCCCCACCCCGUACGCAUACGCGAUGGAAACAGCCAAGCAGAAGGCCCUGGACGUAGCCAGAAGGGUGCACCAGAAAGACCUGCGGGCCCCUGAUAUCGUCAUCGGAGCAGACACUAUAGUGGCGGUCGGGGGGCUGAUCUUGGAGAAGCCCAUGGACAAACAGGACGCAUACAGCAUGCUCUCCAGGUUGAAUGGGAAAGAACACAGUGUGUUCACUGGUGUUGCCAUCAUCCACUGCUCCUACCAAGACGGCCGGCUGGACAUGGAGGUGUCCGAGUUCUACGAGGAGACGCUGGUGAAGUUCUCGCAGCUGUCCGAGGAGCUGUUGUGGGAGUACAUCCACAGUGGCGAGCCCAUGGACAAGGCCGGAGGCUACGGGAUCCAGGCGCUGGGCGGGAUGCUAGUGGAGUACGUCCGCGGGGACUUCCUCAACGUGGUGGGCUUCCCCCUGAACCACUUCUGCAAGAAGCUGGCCGAGCUGUACUUCCCGCCGCGCCCCGAGAACGUGCAGCGAGUCAAGCACGACUCCAUCCCCCCCGUCGACACCUUCGAGGGCCUCAGCGACCUCAGCGACGUGGAGGGCGGGGGCUCGAGCCCUGCCCACAGCCAGCAGGGCCAUGGCACGAAGGACACACAUGCUAAGGGGACGGUAGCCGGCCUGCACUCCUCUGCACUCCUGGAAGUGAUAGACGGCUUCAAAGCAUCCAAGGCCCUGUUCACAGCUUCCAAGAUGAAGGUGUUUGACGCGUUAGGAGACGGAGCCCCUCUGAGUGCUGUGGACGUUGCCCGGAAAAUUGACGCCUCCGAGCACGGCACCGGACGGCUGCUGGAUGCGUGCGCGGCCCUGGGGUUGCUGGAGAAGACGCACAGAGGGUACAGGAACACGGAGCUGGCCAGCCGGUACCUGCGGUCGGACGGCGAGUUCUCCCUGCACAGCCUCAUCCUGCACAGUGACACCCACGUCUGGAACCUGUUCACGCACCUGGAGUCCGCUGUCCGGGAGGGAACCCACCAGCACCCCCGGGCUUUGGGGAGCACGGCGGACGACCCGUCCCAGGGCACCUGCCGGAGCCAGGACCAGAAGCUGCGUUGUCUGGGGGCCAUGCAUGGCCUCAGCAAGCUGAGCGCUCAUCAGGUGGCCACGGCCUUUGACCUGUCCCAGUUCACCUCCGCCUGCGACCUGGGAGGCUGCACAGGCGCCCUGGCCCAUGAGCUCGCCCGGGAGUACCCGGGUCUGAAGGUGACCGUGUUUGACCUCCCAGAGGUCAUCGAGGAUGUCAAGCGUUUCCAACCCAACGGGCCACAGACAGAGCAGGUCACCUUCGUGCCAGGUGACUUUUUCAAAGACAGGCUCCCGGAGGCCGACCUCUACAUUCUUUCCAGAAUCCUCCACGACUGGUCGGACGAGAAGGUGCACGAGUUGCUGAGCCGGGUCUCAGGCAGCUGCAAGCCAGGUGGCUGCCUCCUGGUGGCGGAGUCGACGCUGGACGAGGAGAAGCAAGCAGCGCGGCCGGGCCUGCUGCCGUCUCUGGACCUGCUGGUGCAGGCCCAGGGCAGAGCACGCAGCCUGAGCGAGUACCGCCACCUGCUGCAGGCCCACGGCUUCACGGACGUGCGGGCGGCGGGCACCGGGAACAUCGUGGAUGUGAUCCUGGCCACCAGAACCGAGCCCUGACGUCCGCCUGUGGGUCCCAGGGACCUUCUCCCGGGAGGCCACCAGCCUGCCAUCCCCGAGUGUGGACCCUCAGGUGGAGAGGUUACUGGAAGGGGCGGUGUAGCCGCCCAGAUUAAACAACGCGGUGAACACUGGCUCCCAGCUCGUUUGUGGGGCUGAAGACCCGGCAGCUGCAGCACGAGUUGGGGUCCCUCCCUCGACAGUGGCGAGCACUGACCUCUGCAAGGCCCUGGCAGGGUGGCCACCUGCCCAGUGUGUCUCCACAGCAGGUGCUGUGCCCACUCUGCCCUCUGCGCCAGCCGGGCGCAUCUGCAGCCUCUACUCUCGUCUUUCAGCCGGUUUUCGCGUCCCUGUGAUGCCACCGCUGUCCUGUCUCAGCCCAGCAGGGGACCAGCUCUCUCAGCAGAUCCUGGCCCCCCUCCCUGCAGUCUUUGGGAAGGCCUCUCUGUGCCCAUUGGGUACAGGGCAUCUUUAAGAAGCUCACAGCUCAAGCAAGUGGAGUUUACUGGGUCAAGAUACUUGUUUACCGAAAAUGUUUCCAGAUGAUCUGUUGGAGGCUCUGGUCUGUGUUGUGCCCAGUAAAGUAUCUGUUUUCUUAAAAGAGCAAGUGAGUGGAAACAAAGUACCCCUCUCCAGGGGAGCCACACAAGGGAUGAGUCAUGCAACAUGUGUUACAUGGAAUGAGCCAGUAUGAUAGCUUUGCAACUUAAACACUUCAUCUUUCAUUGUAUUACACAUUUCUAGAAGCAAGCGUGGGGGGACCUCGAUCAAUGGUGACCUGUGAAAAAUGAGAACAUCGGGGUGGCAGGAACCUGAAACUUUUACUUUUGAUCUAAACAGUUUUCUAUACCAAUUGAGUGCUUUAACUAUGAAAACAGGGCAGAGGGACGCUUUUCUGAGGAAUCUCAGCCCGCCGGGCAAAUUCUACUCCCUCAUGGAGGCCUUGACCUCCCUGUGUCCUCCACCCCAGAACCCCAAGGUGGCUGCAGACUCCAGGCUGGGCCACCCCCAGGGACAUUUCCCACCUGCUUCCUGGUGAAGCCUCAGCAAUGUCCAGCACCUGCAGGGCCUCCCCUCUACCCUUCAAGCACCUUCUUCCCCAGCAGGACAGGCCCCUGUACCCAGAAGCCUCAGGCCUUGCCCCCUACCUGCCUCUCCCAACAAGUCAAAGCAGGACACAGGAAGGUUUCUCAAGAACCCUGGGUGUCCGAGGGCACUUCUAGUGCUUACCAGCAUCCAUCCAUCACCUACCCAGGUCUGUGCAUUUUACCAGCUUAUGGGGACACGAACCAAAAAACCAGGAAGGAAAUGAAAAAGUGGGAAGGAAUUAAAAAAAAACCCCGUGCUUCUGAGUCCCUACCAAGGAGCUUUUCUUGACCUUGGCACUAAUGUAAACCCUUCUGAAAAUCCCAAUGACA